GCACUUCAGGAUUAAUGUAGGCCUACAACAGUAUUACUUCAUGAACCUUAAGAGAAGUAGGCUACCUUAAUAUAAGCAACAUGUCUCUUAACCGGGUCCAUACAACAGACACGGAGCAGUCUGCAGAGUACUCAGUGGAGUAUUCAGUUCGGGUUCCCAGUGAUCCGGGUCAUGGAGCGGGUCGGACGCGUGAAGUGGCCGUGCUCCAGUCGAGCUGCUGCCGCUGCCUGCCGCGCGCAAUGCGCCUCACUUUUGCGCCAGAAUCACUGGAGAGAAUUUACCAGAACUACUUCUGCCGACAGAGACAGGAGAACAUGCUCGUGCUGGUGAUGUUUGCUGCUCUUUUCAACAGCUUCAUCAUCAUCAUGUGCGCGGUGGUGUACACUCAGGACAAACUGGCGAUGGUGGUGGUCGCAGCUGUGGCUCUGGCUGCGGACAUGGUGCUCUACGCGCUCUCCUGGCGACAGAAGCUCCCUGCUUCGCCAGUCUCACGCGGAGCAGUACCGUACAUACUGUGGCUGAUGAUCACCGUCCACGUUUUAUGUUACAUUUUUCUGAAUUUCCAGCGUUUCCCCCAUGCCAGUGACUCUGUGGGCUGGCAGGUCUUUUUCAGUUUCUCCAGCUUUCUGACACUCCCGCUGAACAUGGUGCCGCUGCUCCUGCUCACAGCCCUCUCCUGUGGGAUAUACACCCUGGUACUGGGGCUGACCGUGGCUCAAAGUUUACAGGACAACCUGCAGGGGCCCAUGCUGGCGAGACAGCUCCUAGCUAACGUGAUGCUGUACCUGUGCGCAGCCACAGUAGGUGUGAUGUCGUACUACAUGGCGGACAGGAAGUACAGGACAGCUUUUUUGGAGGCCCGUCAGUCACUAGAGGUCAAACUCACGCUGGAGGAGCAGAGCACCCAGCAGGAGGAACUAUUACUGUCCAUCCUGCCAAAACACAUCGCUGACGAGAUGCUGCAGGGCAUGAAGAACCAGGCCAAUCAGAAUGAGGGACAGCACCAGCAGUUCAACACCAUGUACAUGUACCGCCAUGAAAACGUCAGUAUCCUGUUUGCUGACAUUGUGGGCUUCACCCAGCUGUCCUCAGCCUGUAGCGCCCAGGAGCUUGUAAAGCUGCUUAAUGAACUGUUCGCCCGCUUUGAUAAACUGGCAGAAGAACAUCACCAGCUGAGGAUAAAGAUCCUCGGAGACUGUUACUAUUGCAUCUGUGGUCUUCCUGACUUCAGAGAUGACCACGCUGCCUGCUCCAUAAUGAUGGGCCUAGCGAUGGUAGACGCCAUAUCGUAUGUGCGAGAGAAGACUAAAACUGACGUGGACAUGCGUGUGGGCGUUCACACGGGCACCGUGCUGGGAGGAGUGCUCGGGCAGAAGAGAUGGCAGUUUGACGUUUGGUCCACAGAUGUCACUGUAGCCAAUAAGAUGGAAUCUGGGGGGAUUCCUGGGAGAGUGCAUAUUUCCCAGACCACCAAGGACAGUCUGCAUGGAGAAUUUGAGCUGGAGCCGGGGGACGGCGGGGAGAGGUGCGAGUACCUGCUGGAGAAAGGCAUCGAAACUUACUUGGUUCUAGUGUCUAAACCGGUAGCGAUUGGGCACAGUGAAAAUAAACCAGGCACAUUGUCCAACAGAAAUUCAGACAAGUUGAUCAGCACUACAGCAACCAAUUGGAAUGCAGCCUCACCUCAAUCCACACCCACUGAGUCUAAACAGGAGAGGAAUAAGAUGGUCGAGGAACAAGUGAUCAACAGUCGGCUGCAGCAGGAGCUGCUGGAGAGAGAAACUCAGCAAAUAAUAAAGGAUCAUCAGAUCAACCCUGUGUCGUUGUGUUUUGUGGAUGGAAAGUUGGAGGAGCACUACUCCUCAGAGAAGGAGAAGCGAAGCGGAGCGGCCUUCUGCUGCUGCAUCAUAGUGCUCUUCUUCAUCACAGCAAUGGAGGUGUUUAUAGACCCACUUUUGGCUGUCAACUAUGUGACCUUCGCAAUAGGAGAGGUGUUGUUGAUUAUCCUCGCAGUGUGCUCCCUGGCUGCCAUCUUCCCCAGGAUGUUCUCCAAAAGGUUGGUGUCUUUCUCAGUGUGGAUUGAUCGCACACGGUGGGCCAGAAACACAUGGGCCAUGGCGGCCAUAUUUGUUCUCACCAUGGCUGUGAUCGCUGACAUGCUGAGCUGUGUUCCACCGUCCCUUCGAGUCAUCAACAGCACCUCCGGCCCUGCGCUGGAGUCACUUGGUGACCGAGGCUGUGCAGAGAAUCCAAAGCACUACAGCUUCAUGGCUGUGAUGUCACUCAUCGCCACCGCCAUGUUGGUACAGGUCAGCCACCUGAUUAAGCUGGGCCUCACGAUGCUGGUCGUCACAGCAACUGGAGCUGUUAAUAUCUACAGCUGGAGGGACAUUUAUGACCUGUAUGACUAUAUACAGUAUGCCUCAUACAGAACAUCCAUAGUGCCAUCCAAGUACCUCAUGACUAUGAUGAUCAUUGUCAUGAUGAUUGGAUUCUACUUCUUUGCCCGCCAUUUGGAGUACCAGUCCAGGAAGCUGUUCCUGUGGAAGAUCGGUGUGCAUGACCAGAAGGAGAGGGUGUUUGAGAUAAGACGCUGGAACGAAGCGCUGGUCACCAACAUGCUGCCGGAGCAUGUGGCCAAACACUUUCUGGGCACUAAGAAGAGAGAUGAGGAGCUGUACAGCCAGUCUUACAAUGAAAUAGGUGUGAUGUUUGCUUCCAUCCCCAACUUUUCUGAUUUCUACACUGAAGAGAACAUCAACAACGGCGGCAUUGAGUGUCUCAGGAUUCUUAAUGAGAUCAUCUCCGACUUUGACAGUUUACUAGACAGGGAUGAGUUCCGCUGCAUCACUAAGAUCAAGACAAUAGGAAGCACCUACAUGGCCGCAUCAGGACUCACUCCAGAGAGCAACACGAAUGGAUACAGCAACCGCAAGCCAGAGGACCAGUCACUGAUCGAGCGCUGGCAGCACCUCGCUGACCUGGCUGACUUUGCCUUGGCCAUGAAAGUCACCCUCAACAACCUCAACAAACAGUCAUUCAACAACUUCAUGCUCCGAAUCGGUCUGAAUAAGGGGGGAGUUUUGGCUGGAGUGAUUGGAGCUCGUAAACCUCACUAUGAUAUCUGGGGCAACGCAGUCAAUGUAGCCAGCAGAAUGGAGUCCACCGGUGUGAUGGGAAACAUCCAGGUAGUGGAGGACUGCUAUGACAUUCUAAAGGAGUAUGGCUUCCGCUUUAUCCGAAGAGGGCCCAUAUUUGUCAAAGGCAAAGGGGAGCUGCUUACCUUCUUCAUGAAAGGAAAAGACAAACCCAGCAGCAAUGGCGGUCCAGUGACCACUGCCCUUCCACACCAAGUUGGGGACAUUUGAAUAUUCUCACCUGGUGAAAAUCCGUUAACAUAAGGAUAAGCUGAUUUAUCCACUCUGUUCAAUUUCUUUCAUAUACACAGGUUACCUACAUAGAUCUUUUUCAUAAACUCUGUAGAAAUGUAAAGCAUAUGGAAGUAGACCAAUACAAGGCAGGAGAAAAAGAUGUUCCGUAACAAAAAAAUACUAUUGUGAGCACUACAACUGUGAAAUAACAUUCCGCAACAAAGGAAUUUUAUAACAGAACCUGUUUCUGUAUAGUUGUACAUAAUUCAGGAAUACAGUUGACGAGACAGAGCUCCUGCAUUAAAGAUUUUGAUCAUUUUGAACUUGAUUCAGAGUGCUAUGAAAAUUAUAAGCUUGGAACAGAUAUAUAAAGUCAAGUCAAGUCAAGUCAAAGUUUAUUUAUACAGCACUAUUUAUACAUACAAGCUGACCAAUGUGCUUUACAGAGCAAUAGAAUAUCACACGACAGACAAAACAAGAAAAUUUAAGAACAAAUUAAACACUAUUAAAAGCAAUUGAAUAGAAAUGUGUUUUCAAGAGUGACUUGAAAACUGACAAGUCAGAAGCAGAGCGAAUAUGAAAGGGCAAGCUAUUCCAUAGUGUCGGGCCAGCAAUGGCAAAGGCACGAUAACCUCUGUGUUUUAACCUGUACCGUGAUAUGGAUAAAAGUUUCUGUGUCCCUGACCUAAGAUCCCAGGAAGAAGUGUAUUGCUCUAGAUAUAAACUCAGUUCCUUUGUUGUUUUACCUUGAGCUCAGGUUUUGUAAAAUAAUGUAGCUUAAUCACACUGUAAAUACUGUGUUAAUAAAACAAGUUUGCACUAUA
This is a messenger RNA of Perca flavescens (yellow perch), 4195 nucleotides long. RefSeq names its product adenylate cyclase type 3-like. The record is from RefSeq and is a predicted model, not a curated record. NCBI's taxonomy places the organism in Eukaryota, Metazoa, Chordata, Actinopteri, Perciformes, Percidae. The transcript is spliced from 20 exons. Gene Ontology annotation, molecular function: adenylate cyclase activity. Gene Ontology annotation, biological process: intracellular signal transduction; cAMP biosynthetic process; adenylate cyclase-activating G protein-coupled receptor signaling pathway. The coding region runs from base 81 to 3368 and encodes 1095 amino acids. Gene Ontology annotation, cellular component: plasma membrane.